AUGUCGAGCGCAGAUUCCGGAGGUGCCUGGCCGUGGUCGUGGCUUGCUAAAGCAGCGAAUGAUGCAAUUCCUAGAGCUACUGCAACACUGCUUGUCAUUGUAAUAGCAGCUCUUACUUUUUCUUUGUUGAGGAGGCGAAACCACACAACGGCUCCAUUGCCUCCAGGGCCCCGAGGCGUGCCAUUCUUUGGGUACCUCCCAUUCCUAGGGACUGAUCUCCACCGGAAAUUCGCUGAAUUGGCCGAGACAUACGGCCCCAUCUACAAACUCCGGCUCGGAAGCAAAUUAUAUAUUGUGGUCAAUUCUCCGUCGCUGGCCAAAGAAAUUGUGCGGACCCAAGACAUGACGUUUGCCAAUCGGGACCCGAACAUUGCCAGUGUCAUUGGAACAUACGGCGCAAGGGACAUUGCCUUCUCAAGCCAGGGCCCUUAUUGGAGGAAUCUCCGCAAACUGUUUGUACGGCAGUUGAUGAGCAACACAAGUCUGGACGCCUGUUACGGUUUGAGAAGGCAGGAGGUCAGGAAAGCUCUGAGUGAUCUGUAUAGAAAACCCGGGUGCCGGUAG
This is a messenger RNA of Eucalyptus grandis, 564 nucleotides long. Its product is annotated as flavonoid 3'-monooxygenase CYP75B137-like. NCBI's taxonomy places the organism in Eukaryota, Viridiplantae, Streptophyta, Magnoliopsida, Myrtales, Myrtaceae. The record is from RefSeq and is a predicted model, not a curated record. The coding region runs from base 1 to 564 and encodes 187 amino acids. The transcript has a single exon. Gene Ontology annotation, molecular function: iron ion binding; monooxygenase activity; heme binding.